AUGAGGGAGUCGAAAAUUACCAAUCAAGAACUGAUGGCUGCCUUCGACUUAUUAGCUUGGGCUGGCAAAAUGACGGACGACAAGCGCCACGAAGUUCUUCUUGUUGGCGACGUGUUCGGCUUGGAGCCGCUGGCAGACGAGAUCACCUAUAUGCUUGCGGCUGAUGGUUCCACCGUACCAACGGUCCUGGGACCCUUCUGGCGUGCGAAUGCCCCUAUCAGGAACAUGGGAGACAGUAUCGUUUUCGGGAUUGAAUCAGGCGACCACACGUAUAUGCAUGGUCAUAUACUUGACGCACAAACAGGAGACCCAAUAGAGAAUGCUGAGCUCGACAUCUGGGAAACGGCCCCAAAUGGAAUGUACGAGCAACAAGACCCAGACCAAGUUGACAUGAAUUUGCGUGGUCGCUUCAGGACGACUGAGGACGGCUCAUAUAACUUGUAUUGUUUACGACCUACGACGUAUGCCAUCCCACAAGACGGGCCAGCUGGCAGGCUUCUUCAGCUUCUCGAUCGUCACCCGAUGAGGCCCGCGCACAUACAUUGUAUUGUUACAGCAGCUGGUUAUAAGCGGCUGACCACUGAACUUUUUGACAGGCGAGAUAAGCAUGUUCAUGACGACGCGGUAUUUGCAGUCAAGGAAGCUUUGGUCGUAGAUUUCAUACCCAAGGAAGGUGAUUUGAAGGCUCAAUUUGAUCUUGAGUACACUUUCAGGCUCGCCCGACAGGCAUGA
Molecule: messenger RNA, 732 nt
Organism: Exophiala bonariae
Lineage: Eukaryota; Fungi; Ascomycota; Eurotiomycetes; Chaetothyriales; Herpotrichiellaceae
Exons: 2
Coding region: 1-732 (243 amino acids)
Biological process (GO): catechol-containing compound metabolic process
Molecular function (GO): ferric iron binding; catechol 1,2-dioxygenase activity
Source: RefSeq, a predicted model, not a curated record